Messenger RNA from Vombatus ursinus (common wombat), 6871 nucleotides. RefSeq lists its product as uncharacterized. Gene Ontology annotation, molecular function: DNA-binding transcription factor activity, RNA polymerase II-specific; RNA polymerase II cis-regulatory region sequence-specific DNA binding. Gene Ontology annotation, biological process: regulation of transcription by RNA polymerase II. The record is from RefSeq and is a predicted model, not a curated record. NCBI's taxonomy places the organism in Eukaryota, Metazoa, Chordata, Mammalia, Diprotodontia, Vombatidae. The transcript has 19 exons.
UUCCAAGUUUGCAAACAGUCCCUGGAGGAAAUGUGGGCGACAGGGUCCCUGGGGGACCUGCUCCUCAACGCCAAGGUUGAAGAGGCCAAGGAAGGUGCCGAGCCUCCUGCCAGUGACUCCUGCCCCCGGGGGAAGCCACCUCAGGGAGAGGCUUUCAGGGAAUGGCUCUCCAUGGAGGGCCUACUCCCGGAGCAAGGGGUGCGAGCUCUGCCUUCUCAGGACUUGGUCCUGGCCACAGCAGGCACUCCACAGGAGGUGGGAGAGGCCCCAGGCCUGCUGACAGGCACACCCCAGGAGCCCGUGACCUUCAGGGAUGUGGCCGUGGACUUCACCCCUGAGGAGUGGGGGCGACUGGGUCUCGCUCAGAGGGAAUUGUACCGGGACGUGAUGCUGGAGACCUACCGGAACCUGGUGUCCCUGGACUGGGAGUCAAAGCUAGAGACCAGAAUGUCAACUGCAAAGCAAGACUUUGCUAAGGAAGAGGCAUAUCAGUGGAUGAUGAUGGAUGGACCUUGGAAUAAGGUGGGAAAAACCUGGGAAGAAUGUGAAGGCAUGCUGGAGAAUGAGCGAAACAAAGAGACACUUUCUGAGGAAAUGAAUGUUCCCUAUGAGAAAAUUUUUAUUGAGGGGAGAGACCAAGAAAUUAAAGAUUUGGGAGGAAACCUCAGUUUCAGAUCAUCUCUCAGUAUACAGCAAAACAUUCUUAGUGAAAAGAUUUCUCAAAUAUGGUACAAACAUGGAAAGAGACACAAACAAAAUUCAGACCUAAUUAAUCACCCAAAAAUUUAUUCAGGGAAGAAGUGUCAUAAAUGUAAUGAUUGUGGAAAAACCUUCGCCCGGAUUUCACACUUUACUGAGCAUCACAGAACUCAUACUGGAGAGAAACCCUAUAAAUGUAAUGACUGUGGGAAAGCCUUUGCCCGUAUUUCUUGCCUUAACAGACAUCAGAGAAUUCAUACUGGAGAGAAACCCUAUAAAUGUAAUGAUUGUGGAAAAGCCUUUUUCUAUAUAUCACAACUUACUGGGCAUCAGCGAAUUCAUACUGGAGAGAAACCCUACAAAUGUAAUGAAUGUGGGAAAAUGUUUGGCCAUAGCAAAUCCCUUACAGUACACCAGAGGAUUCAUACUGGAAAGAAACCCUAUAAAUGUAAUGAAUGUGGGAAAGCCUUCAGUCAGGGCUCAACUCUUUCUUUACAUCAGAGAACUCACAGUGAGGAGAAGCCCUAUAAAUGUAAUAAAUGUGGGAAAGUUUUCAGUCAUCGAUCAUACCUUAUUCGGCAUCAUGUAGUUCACACUGGAGAAAAACCCUAUGAAUGUACAGAAUGUUGGAAAUCCUUCCGACUCAGCUCAUCCCUUUCACUUCAUCAAAGAAUUCAUACUAGAGAAAAACCUUAUGAGUGUAGUGAAUGUGGAAAAACUUUCAGUCUGGGCUCUUACCUUUUGUUGCAUCAGAAAACUCAUAUGACAGAGAAGUCCUAUAAAUGUGAUGAAUGUGGAAAAGCUUUCAACAACAGCUCCUCUCUUACUAAGCAUGAGAGGACGCAUACUGGAGAGAAACCCUAUAAGUGUCAUGAAUGUGAAAAGGCUUUCAGCAGGAAGUCCUCCCUUCCUAAACAUCAGAGACUUCACCACAAUGGGGAGUUACCCUUUAAAUGUGAUGAAUGUGGGAAAGGCUUUAUCUGGGUUUCACAACUUACUGAACACCAGAGAGUUCAUACUGGAGAGAAACCCUAUAAAUGCCAUGAAUGUGGGAAGGCCUUCAACAUCAGCACAUCCCUGAUUAAGCAUAAGAAAUGUCACACUGGAGAGAAACCUUAUAAGUGCAAUGAAUGUGAGAGAGCCUUUUUUGAUAGCUCCACUCUUAUUGUACAUCAGAGGACUCAUACUGGAGAAAAACCCUAUAAAUGUGAUGAGUGUGGCAAAGCCUUCAGCCACAGCUCAUCCCUUGGUCAACACCAGAGAAUUCACAGUAGAGAAAAAUCUUAUCACUGUAGUGAGUGUGGGAAGGCCUUUACUCGAUUUUCUGGACUCAAUAUACAUCAAAGAAUUCAUACUGGAGAGAAACCAUACAAAUGUGAGGAAUGUGGCAAAGCCUUCACCAAUGGCUCUUCUCUUAAUCAGCAUAAGAAAAUUCAUACAGGACAGAAUUCCUAUAAAUGUAAUGAAUGUGGAAAGGCCUUUAGACAAAGUUCACGCCUUAUCCAACACCAGAGAGUUCACAGUGGAGAGAAACCCUAUACAUGUACCAAAUGUGGGAAAGCCUUCACCAGUGGUUCAUCUCUUGCAAGACAUCAGAGAAUUCAUAUAGGAGAGAACCCUUGAGAAUGCAUGAAGUGGUCUGAAAUUGAGGGGCUGAUUCGAAUGAGAUCCUGGCUCACUGGUGCCCAUCCUCCAUACGUGGCCCCUUCCGGCCUGAGGAAGAACAAGCACCUUCACUGUCUCCAGUUACUGACGGCUCUUCCUGGGGCACUGGGCAGGUGGCAGAGAGGAUGCCAGGGAGCUGCAGAGGACGAGCAGAACCAGGGCACUGACAUCACACGGCCUUUGAGAGCCAAGAAUCUGAUCUGUUACAAGGGCUCCCUCACCCUUCCAGCUUCCCAGGCUCAUGACCCCAGCAGCUCCACAGGCUCCCUGACAUGCACACCUCUCCUGUGGCUCCUUCCUCUCUACACCUCCUUAGAACCCGAGGUGCCUCUCUGCAAGUCUCUUCUCAGACAGUUCAAGUCCAGUCUGCAGGCCUUUGCCCUGCACUCUGUCCCACCCCCAGCUCCCAGCUCUCCUGAGACCCAGCUCCAGGCCCACCUUCUGCAUGAAGUUUCUCCUGAGCCUGCAGGGCCUGCCCUCACCACCCCCUGGCCACCUCCUAUGGAUCCUUUUCCUAUUGCACAGGAAUUGCUCCAUUCUUGGUACUUGUAUUAUCUCCUGGUGCCCAACAGCCAUCUGGCACAGUCAGGGCUUCCACUGAUGCCUUCUGCUGAGAGCCAGCUCCAAGGAGCCUGUGGUCAGAUGCUCUGGGGUCUGGCCACAGGAGGGCAAAGGGGUAGGUGGCUGGCCAGAUGGCAGGAGAGGGCGGAGGCCAACUGCCCCAGGGCUCCAUCUUCCUCUCAUCAUCCACCUGGCCCAGGCUGCCUGGACUCUCUGAAGGAAAGAGGCUGCCCUACAUCACUCCAGGUUCCACCAUGUCACCCCCUAUUCAAUCCACUCCAGUGGCUCCCUAUGGCGACUGUCCCUGAGAGGCCCCUGGGCCUUCCUCCUGAGCCAAGGCCUUUUCUGGGUGGAGGGCGGUGCCCAUCCCAGCCCAGGGCCAGGCUCCCCCACCUUGGCUCCCGGGGGCAGCUCUGGCCCGAGGGUCACUGGGAGACCAGAGCCCCCAUCAUCCCCUCCAGGCACCGCCCACGGCUCGGGCACCCCAGCUCAUUCGCCAAAGGCCUUUAUUAUGCGCCUACUGUAUGCUGGGGGGAGGGGGCCCUGGAGCGCCCUCUGCGCAGCAGUCCAGACCCUGGCCAGGGGCGGCUGGGAGGGGAGGGGGGCUCACUCCGCAGCCUGCCUCAGUUUCCUCCCCUGUACCGUGGAGAUGAUGAGGCCAAACCAAAGAGCCUGCUUAGCACCCCGCCCCACCCUUCCACUCCCGGGAGCCGACACCUGGCCCCUGGGGAGGCAGCUUCUCUAGGAUCUCUAAGCGCGCUCCACGUCAAAAGGCAAAGCCCCGCGGUAAGGGCUGGAGGCCCCGCCCCCACGCAUGCCCCGCCCCGCCCCGCUGUUACCAUGGAAACCGCGAACCUCAUUGGCGCGGCCCGCCCGGUAGCCAAAGAGACGCAGGGCCCUCCUCCUCCUCCUCCUCCCGCCUUCACUCCGGGCCCUGGAGGACCCCUGACCCCUCCCCCACCCCGCCUCAGUCCCCCGUCCGAGCGCGGCCCGGGGUCCGGACUCAACGCCCCCUUCUCCCCCCACCCCUCCCACCGACGCGAGCGCGCGGAGGCGGGCAAAGUAGGACCCGCAAGACGAGGACGCGCCUGCGCACAAGAGAGGCGGCGGACAACCCGUCUGGGUAGUUGCCGCAAGCCCCGUUGGCUGCGCCUGCGCCCAGGCGGCCUUUGGGGCGGCAGCCGCUCGUCGGGACUCAGUUUCCCAGCGGCCCUAGCGGCAGGGGCUCGGCUCCCGCGGACUCUGAAGGAGUCGAGGCUGGGUCAGGGCCGAGGCCUGAGAAGCGAUUCCAGUCCGCCCAAGACCCACCUGCCGCCCCUCUCGGACUGGGAGCACGGACCGCAGCGCCCUAGACUCGACUCGGAUCCCGACCCCACUUUGGGCAAGGCCCUCCCUACAGCGACCUGGGCCUCUGCGGCCGCAGUGGACCUAACGCCAUCUACGGAGGCGCUGUGGGAAUUGUAUACGGUUGCUUUCGAUACGCAGGCGUCAUUCCGGUGCAUUGUGGGACGCGUAGUCUUAGGCCCUCCGCAGAUGGACCUUGCGCAGGCGCAGUCUGGCGCGAGGUCCGAGUGCGUAUCUCGCUUUGUCUGGCUCCGCGCACGCGGGGGGGUGAGUCUGGCUCCACAGCGGCCCCUGCUGGGCGGGGGAGGAGGCUGCAGAGCCAGUGAAGCGGCAGAGGGAAGGCCCGAGCUCGAGGUGCUGGAGGCUGCAGAGGGUUCGGGUCUCAGCCCCUGGCUCAGAAGGGAGCUUAGCACCGGAGGGAUGGCCUCGGGGUGCCAGCCACCAUGUUUGGUCUGGGCAGUGUCUGCAGUCAGCACCCAGAGGGAGCUCAGCCUCCCCAUUGAGAGCAACGUCACUGAACCCCCCCCCCCCAGGAGCUGGUUCAUCCUGCUGUUUGAGGAGGUGACCCCAGAGUCAGGCUGCCUGGGCAGCUCCCCCGUGGACACUCCUCCUUGGAGCUGGGCUCCUCUUGCCUCUCCAGACCUGAGUGACUGUGCAGUCCAGCCCUCUGUCACCCCUCCCUCUGUGGCACCCCCAGUGGAGCCCGUGACCUUCCGGGACGUGGCUGUGGACUUCACCCGGGAGGAGUGGGGCCGGCUGGGCCUCUCUCAGAGGCAGCUGUACCGGGACGUGAUGCUGGAGACCUACCGGAACCUGAUCUCCCUGGGGAUUGCAGUUCCUGACCAUGACACUCUCUGCCAUUUGGAACAAGUGGACAUGCUGAGGGUUGUGGAGGGAGCUGAUGGGAAGACUGGGCCAGAGGCUUUAAGCCCAAAGCAGGACACUGCCUUAUUCCAGCCAGCACAGAUGGAAAGACCCUCAAUGGACACGACGUUGAGAGAAGCCUGGAGCUGCACGGGCGGGUUUGAGAGCAAACCAGGGAGCCAGGACAGACAGAUGGUAGGAGAGAACCUCUCCAAGAACAUGCCCCUGAAGGACAGAGAUGGUGUGAGCACCAUACUCCCUGCAAGGGAAGGCCUUCCUAAGUGGGAUGCCCCUGGAAAAAGCCUCCCCCGGAACAAAGUGAGGAAAGCCUUCACUUACCGCUCAGGCCUUAUUGGCUGUCAGAGCAGGACAAUCUCAGAACAGAAAUCUUAUCUAUGGAAUAAUGAAUUUGGGAAACCGUUGGGGGACCGCACAAGCCAUAUUCCACAUGAGAGAACUCAUGCUGAAGAGAAAAUCUAUCCAUGCAGUGUAUGUGGGAAAGUUUUCCAGCAAAACUCACACUUGGUUCAACACCAGAGAGUUCACAUUAGAGAAAACCCAAGGGAAAACAGAAAAUCUCUAAGUCACCACUUGGCCUAUGUUCAGUACCAUGUGAGUCCUUCUGAGGAGAAACCCUACGAAUGCAGUGAGUGUGGAAAGACUUUCAGCCGGAGCAUAUACCUUACUGAACACCAGAGAAUCCACACUGGAGAGAAACCCUACCAAUGCAAUCAGUGUGGCAAAGCCUUCAGCCAGAGCGCACCCCUUGCCAAGCACCAGAGAAUCCACACUGGAGAGAAGCCCUAUGAGUGUGAAGAAUGUAGGAGAGGGUUCAGUUGCCGUUCUACCCUUGUUCAACACCAGAGAAUUCACACUGGGGAGAAACCUUAUGUAUGCAAUGAAUGUGGAAAAGCUUUCAGCCAAAGGACACACCUUAUUCAACACAGAAGAAUCCACACAGGAGAGAAGCCCUAUGAGUGUGUUGAAUGUGGAAAAACAUUCACUGAAAGCUCAGCCCUUAUUCAACACCAGAGAAUUCAUACUGGGGAGAAACCCUAUGAGUGCAGGGAAUGUGGGAAGGCAUUUAGAAGGAGAACUCACUUCACUCAACACCAGAGAAUUCACACUGGAGAGAAAAUCUAUGAGUGUAAUGAAUGUGGAAAAGCCUUCAACCAGAUUGCACAGCUCACUCGACACCAGAGAAUCCACACUGGAGAGAAACCUUAUGAAUGCAGUGAUUGUGGGAAAGCCUUUAGCCAGAGUUCUUCCCUUACCAAACACCAGAGAAUUCAUACGGGAGAGAAACCCUAUGAAUGUCAUGCAUGUGGGAAAGCCUUCAGUGACUCCUCAGUCCUGAUUGUGCAUCAGAGAAUCCAUACUGGAGAGAAACCCUAUAAAUGUCAUGAAUGUGGGAAGGCCUUCACUCAGAGCAUAUACCUGAACAAACACCAGAUAAUUCACUCUGGAGAGAAGCCCUAUGCAUGCAGUGAUUGUGGGAAAACUUUCAGCCAGAGCAAAUACCUUUCUCAACAUCAGAGAAUUCACACUGGAGAAAAACCGUACGAAUGUAACGAGUGUGGGAAAGCUUUUAGUUACUGCUCGGCUCUCAGUCGACAUCAAAGAAUUCACGCUGGAAGUAAACCCUAUUGGUGUGAUGAGUGUGGGAAAGGCUUCCAGGGCUCGUCAGCACUCCUCAGGCAUCGGGGCCUUCACGCUGCUGCCCAAGUCUGAACUGGUG